GAGCAACAAGCAACGACUGAAUGAUGUGUGGAUAAAUUCUCUAUUAAGGACUAACCUCACGUGCUCAUACGCGCAAGCGUCGCGUCGGUUUGAGUAUGCACAACGAAUGUGAUCUUGCGUUCCUGUCUCCUCCUCCUUCUCCUGGAGCCGACACUGAGAGGCGUUUCGUCAUGUGUAAAGAGACAGUUUUACUGCAAUGCUAUUUCAAUAGCUCUCUAGCUCUGCACGAGAGCCAUUGACCCAAGAGAAAGGGGUGGUGCCGCGCACUGGCAUAGUCCAUGCGCGUUCACGCAUUUAUCUGGAGUCAGCUCAGCAGACAAGAACCGAGCGGAGCAGGUGUGCGCUUUCAGUCUGUACUCAGAGCUCCCCUCUCUCUGUCUCUCUCUGACUCUGAUGGACUUACAUGCGGCUCGUUAACUGCAGUGGAUGACUGGAUGCGCGGUUAUUGCUCAGGGUGAAAGUGUCCUUCUUCAGAACACAGUUCAGUGAAGAUCUUCAUCAUGAACACAGAUAGCGGAGGACGUGCUCAUAAAAGAGCAUCCCUGUCGCUCACUCUCUGGCCUGUGAAGAGGGUCCAGAGCUCACCCAGCCUGUACACAGCUGCAGGUAGUGAUUCCCAGUCUUCAGAUUCAGAUGCCUGGCGUUCACGUAGUGUGUCUGAAGGGUUAAGGAAUGGAGAUGCCAGUAGCUCGUCUUUGACUGCUAAAGGCUUCCGCAGCGUUAGACCGAACCUACAAGAUAAGAAAUCUCCCACGACGGUCCCUAUGCCUCCCCCUCGGAGAGAGAGCUAUCACAUGACCCCUAACCCCCCAACAUACAGUUCCCUUGCAAUGCUGUCAGACGCCUCCCUCUCUCCCCCACAGAGUCAUGAUAUCAUUCCUACAGGUUCCUACACCUCCUCAUACUCAUACUCUAAGACCACCCGAACCUCCACUACCCCCUCACUGGAGGAUCCCUCCUUGUCCCAACAAGCUCAUGCUAACAGUUUUAUCACUCAGGUUCUGGGAAACAAAUGGUCAUCUUCGAAAUUAACCACUGACCAACUAAAUACAGCACCUAACAAGACAAACGUGAUAAAAAUUGACCCUAAGUCUAAAACUAAGCCAAAAAAUACUACUGCUCCCCCAGCUCAAGACCCCACUGCAACUUCUGAAACACACUUAGCUUCUCUCUCCAUCCAGUUAGAUCCUCGCAGUCCAAAACCCCAAGCAGAGACCCAGUCAGGGCCUAAAUCUCAAUCCAAGAAAAACUCUGUGGACCUCGCUGACCCUACCCGAGCCCCUGUCGUACCACCAAGACCAGCGAGCAGUUUGGUGCGUGAGUUUUCUCCUGUAAGAGGGAGCAUCGGCCCGCUCUCUUCUGGACCACCUUCCCCAGACCCAGCUCGCCAGUCACCGUAUAGCCGGGCCAGUCAGGAUUCCCCUGACUUCCUUUCAGGGCUAUUGCCCAAAGCCCUCUCACCGACACCUUUCGGCCCUCUGGAACGUUCCGGGCUAAUGUCAGCCUCCCCUGCCCCAUCACCAGUAACUGUGUCAGCACUGAGUUAUUAUUCAUCAUCCACGGUUGGGCUGGAAGAGCUGCGGAUCUGCGGCAUGGACUCCUCCCCUGCGGCCACGCCCACCCCAUCCCCCACACUCAGCCACGCCUCCAAUACCACUGACGAGCUUCCUGCCGCCCUGUCAGCUGCCACGGGCACUAACGGUCAGAUGGCAGUGAAUGGAAGCUCUCAAUCUCAGAGGCCCUUUUCUCCACCUGUGUACCCACCUCCACCCCCAACCCCCAGCCCAGGCCUGGUGAAGAUCCAGCAGGGGCAUAGUUCAGAGGGUUCAGAGACAGUGAAGAGAGAGACCGCUGUCUCUGGUCAGACAGUGGUCAGUAGCUCUGUGCCCAUCGCUCGUUUCUCAGAGGAAGAAAAGAAGGUGUCCAUCCUAAAAGCGCCCCAUUACGAAGGCAUUGGACCAGUGGAUGAGUCAGGCAUUCCCAUCGCCAUCCGAACGACUGUGGACAGACCCAAGGACUGGUACAAGACCAUGUUCAAACAGAUCCACAUGGUUCAUAAAGCAGAUGAUGACUAUGGAGACUCAUAUAAUACAACAUACGCUGUCAUAAACAAAGACAAUUACCCUCCUGUCCAUGCCCACCCGCCCCCUCGAACGCACACCUACCGGCCUCUCUCUAGAAAUACCUCCGACCCGCCAGACACUGUCGCCCACCGAGAGCUCUCGCCAUCACCCGUGCCCCCUCCACCCCCUCCCAUGCCCUCUCUCCUCCAGCUCCACUCAAGAGACCUGGACAGAGAGAAAGAGUUCUCCCAUGACCCAAAUGAGUGGGGUCCUCCAGAUCGAAAAGUGGAUACGCGUAAAUACCGGGCAGAACCACGGAGCAUCUUUGAGUAUGAGCCUGGCAAAUCCUCCAUCCUUGAGCAAGAAAGGCCGACAUUUGAUUUAAACCCAGAUGACAUAGAUUUAGAGAACGAGCCUUGGUUUAAAUUCUUUUCUGAGUUGGAGUUUGGACGGCCGCCUCCUAAAAAGAGGUUGGAUUAUAAUCCUGACUACUCCACACAUGCUGUGGCACAGUCAUCCCUCUAUCUCUCGCCUUCCGAACGACCUGAUGCACCUUCAAGUUCUGCAAGUGACUACAGGAAGAGGCGAAAGUCGGAUUCAUCUGUCACUCAAGCCAACACAGGAAGUGAGCAGAAUGCCAGUCAAGUAUUUUCCCGCCCACUGGACUCCAAUAAAGCACAGACAUUGAAGAAGCCCACCAUACGUUCCUCCCCCUCCUCACCAUCCAGACCCAAAGCUGGAGAUGCUAGUGAGUCACUCUCCUCCUGUAUGAGCUCUCCAGGUAUGGAGCGCCCUUCCUCUCGUCUCUCCUCAGACUCCCUCACUAUCUCCACACCAACCUGGCCUGGCUCCAAGCGAUCCAUCUGCUUCAAGAACGGUUGGCAGGUGGGCCGACAUGAAGCUGCAGAGACUUGGAGUAGUGUUGACGAUGAAUCUGUCGUGACUCCGUCAUCACCACGGCUCAAAUCACUCAGCUGUGAUGAUUUGUUGUCUGAUGGACUUGGUGCUAGUAAUGAUGGGAGAGCGUCCACUUCUGUGACUACCACUCGCUCUGAAAGUGCAGGUUCAUUGCUCGAUGAAGAUGCUCCUCAGACGCCUCAAGUAAAAAGCCUUACCUCAUCUCCCAGGGGGCGCCGUCAUCACCGGCGUAAAAUGCCACAUGAUUCUCCAGGUUUCCUUCAACUGUACAAGAAAAUGCACCACAUAGACCGUGAGCAGCUGUUGCCUUCAGAGGUGAUUCGUUCUGUACGUGCACGGAUCCUCGAGCUGGAACGGCUACAGCAGCAACAGAGGCACAGCCUCCAUGGUUGGGCACCUUUCGGUAAUGAGGUACCUCAACACAUGGUCCCAAACCUUAUAUCAGAAUAUGAACAGCUCAUCCAGAAAUCAAAGUCAAUGCCAGACCUCGUUGACGAAAAUGCUCAUUCGGGCACCACAACACCAGGGUCCUCAAGUGCCAUCAGCUGUCCCAAACGACGCUUUUCUGUGGAAUCACUUUUAGAGGAAGACGAUCCUCCAGAAAGGGCUCGAAGUCCCCCUGAGGGACACCCAAAACCGGGACCAGACAGCAGUAGCCUGGUGCCAAUUCAUGGGAAGAACCUGAUGCAUCAAGACUACUUGGACAAUGAGCAGGACGCCUGUGCCUCCGAAAUGAGCGACGUCCACAUCGAAGGAUCAUCAGUGUGUAGCGAAAGCGACCUGGAUCACUGUUCAUUUACCUCCUCAGAGAGCUUCUACGGUUCCGGGCAACAUCACCAUCAUGGACACCAUCACCAUAGACACCGUUACCAUCGCCACCAUCACGUGCACCAGAGUGUCGGUCAGAGUCAAGGUUACCAGCACCGUCACCUCAUCAGCUCAUGUAAGGGUCGCUGUCCAGCAUCCUAUACACGAUUCACCACCAUGCUAAAACAUGAGCGACAACAAGAAAGGGCUCAGCAGGUGUCCCACCCUGCCUCUACAUCUCCUCUUGCCCAGCAGUCACCCAGUGAGACAGGCCUUUCCAAACUGGCCUUCCUGGUCAGCCCUGUGCCUUUCCGUCGGAAACCAGGCUCCCCGCCGACCCAACGACGACAUUGCAGGAGCGGUCGGCCGAAAUCCAAAACUGCAAUUUAUGAGGCUUUAGAUGCAGCUUUGCAGGACAUUUAUGACCACAUAAGGGCUGAAAAGGGGCAGGGACCAGCAAGCAUGCCAGAUGAUAGCAUAUUGCGGAGGUUAUUAGAGGAAUUGAUACCAGACGUGCCCAAGCGUAGCUCCUCCUUGCGGGCUCAGAGAGGGUCCGGCUCCCCCUCCUCGCCUCACGUCCACCAGCCUUAUCAUGGAGCCCACCAAUGUGCCUCCUACCAACAGCAAAACCACCAUGCCGACACGUCCAACAACAACCAGCAUAAUGCUAAUGCUAAUGUGCACUCCUACUCAGAUCAGGGCUCUGAUACAGGACGUCUCACACCACAGAGCAGAAGACCCACGCCAGAAAGAGAGGUCUCUUCUAAGCAGAUGACCUAUCUUAUAUUGUCUUCUCUCCUCCAUCAGAAACAGUCUACCAGGGCUAUUUAUGAUUUUAAAGCUCAGUCUGCCAAGGAACUCUCUUUUAAGAAAGGAGAUGCUGUCAACAUCAUCAGACAAAUUGACAGUAACUGGUACGAGGGGGAACACAGAGGACAGACUGGGAUUUUCCCCAUCUCUUAUGUCGAGAAGGUCGCAUCUCCAGAGCAGCAGCAGCCUGUCAGGCCUCCUCCUCCAGCUCAGGUUCGAGAGAUGGGAGAGGCCAAAGCACGAUACAAUUUCACUGCUGACACUAACGUGGAGCUUUCUCUUAGAAAGGGGGAGCGAGUGAUCCUUCUAAGGAAGGUGGAUCAGAAUUGGUAUGAAGGAAAGAUUCCUGGCUCAAACAAGCAGGGCAUUUUCCCUGUGUCCUAUGUUGAUGUGAUCAAGGGCUCUCCUUCCAAGAGCCCCAGUCACCUUGGAGACACACACACAUAUAAGGCACAUAAGAAAAUUAUGCAGGAUUCUCAGCAUUCAGGUGGUGAGCCCUUUCAAGCUGUGUACAACUAUGUGCCUCGUAAUGAGGAUGAGCUGGAGCUGAAGGAGGGGGACGUUAUUGAUGUCACUGAGAAGUGUGACGAUGGCUGGUUUGUGGGUACCUCUCAGAGAACCAGGUUAUUUGGAACAUUUCCAGGAAACUAUGUUAAACCGCUUUAACAAAGAGGAAACAAUGGCACAAAUACGGCCACUCCAGUGCCUACUGUGUAGGGCCAAUGAGGCACCUCACCUUUGAGUGUGUGUGUGUGUGUGUGUGUGUGUGUGUCCAUAUGUGUGAGUGUUCACAAACACAACAGUUUUAGCUCUGCCAUCUCCGCACAGACAAACCACUGAAGUUUAUUUCACUUUGAGCACUUUGUUUUUGUGCCAUCAAACAGUCUCUUUCUGUUCCUUCAUCUGCUAUUCUGACAAUGUUUCUUCCUGUUAUUUUGACAUUUAGUUCAUUUCCAGGAUGUGGUAGCUCAGAGUUAGUACAGUGAGGAUUCAGGCUUCCACAGUAUUGAAUAAGGUCAGUAGAUCAGUAGAAAUGAUACUGAGAAGAAACCUCAGGCAUCAGCGUUGAACUUUAUUAUCUGUGUUGUGUAAUAAACAGUGCAAGGUUAAUAGCAAUAGAGACCACUGGUUAUAAAUGAGGAUGGAUAUUUUCAUGAAAAUGAGCUGAAUGUGAUAGCAUGGACAGUUAUGAAAUUGCUCAUUCCUCUUGUGUGUGGCCAAAAACGUGAUAGGAACUGACGUGUUUUAACCAUUAAUUGAAUCGGUAACAAUGUUUUUGCCAAUUACAAAAUAACUGUCAUGGAGAAAUUUUGCAAUUGUCUAAGUGGCAAUCAUUCGUAUAGGAUACUGUUCGUAUGAUUAUCAGUGCAUUGUGGGUUUUUGUAAAAGUUGUCUUUAAAAAGAAAGUGCUUUUCUUGAAUUUGGUAACAAAUAUUUGAUUAAUAAAUUUUUUCUAAUGUUUACUUGAGAAUUUUAUGAACGGACUGAGUUUUAGAAUUGUGAGUGAAUCACCCGACUUUAAAACAGUAUAAAAUCGUGUAAAUUAAUAUUCAGUCAUUGCUUGUUUUAUUAAUGAAUGGUAACAAUGCAUAAAGGUGAGCCUGCUAUGAUGUUUAAUUGUUUUAUUUGUUAACCUAAAUUAAUUUAUCUAAAGCAUUAUUUUCUCCUUUUUUGGUGAAAGUUUGAUCUCUGAUAUAAAACUUAAAUGAUGCAAUUGAUCUCCCACAUUUUUAAUGAGUUUCACUCUUUUAAAAUUGCAAUCAUAAAAUGCAAUAGAGAGAGCUGUUGGUCUUUGAUGAAUGUUUGUAUGCUUGGCUGACGUUCAAAAUGUUUUCGUUUUUGAAGGAUUUGUAUAUCAGUAUUUUCUGUAUCACUUGUUGUGUUCUCAUCUGAAAGCAUAUAGCUUGUGUUGCAUCAGCUUUUACAAAUACGUAUAUUCAGUAUAUGGAAAAGGGUAUAGCAUAGCAAACUUAAAGCACCUUAGACAUUUCUUAGGUCUGUAAAUGUUUUUGUUUUCUUUAAGGUUGAAGUGUGUAAGAAUGUCAGCAAUGAAAUAUUUUGUUUCUUAAUAUGCAGAGAGCUAUGAGGAAACUUUUUUUGUUCAUUUGAGCACAACCAGUCGUUUGAGUUUGGGGCGGGGCUUUCUGUUUGGCUGACCAAUGGCUGAUGGGAAGGAAACCUGUCUGAAAACAAUUGCAACUGUGUUUAAUAUGCACAAAUGACACACUUCAGCAUUAGAAUAUUCUAAUCACACUGUUUGCAUUUUUUCAGCUUCAUGGCUGUGUUUGCUGAUACUUUAUAUGUGCUUUUGUAUUGUAUUGUACAUGAGUUUCACUUAUAUUAUAAAGCCCUUCCUUUUUCACAAAAUCUUUGUAUUUCAUCCCAUAUGCCAAAUUUAUUGAACAUCUUUGGUGCAAAAAAAAGAAAAAAAAGAAAAUGUAUGCAAAAAAAUAGGCAAAGAAUAUCUUGGGGACUGUUAAAAGACUUCUUUCAGCACCGAGUAAAGACAAAACGGAGUCAGAAGAUAUUUUGUCACUUUUUGCAAACUACUCUGCUCUACUAAAGACAGUGGAUUGGAGGAUAUUUUUGUCUUUUUCCUCAGCCUUUUGACUAAAUAACAUAUAGUGUUAUUUGACGUGUGCUUGAUGAGCUGGUGAGCUUUAGAGAAUCGAGUUUAACCUGCUCACUUUCAAAUAAAACUUUUUUUUAACUUCC
Molecule: messenger RNA, 7313 nt
Organism: Carassius gibelio (silver crucian carp)
Lineage: Eukaryota; Metazoa; Chordata; Actinopteri; Cypriniformes; Cyprinidae
Product: sorbin and SH3 domain-containing protein 2
Exons: 26
Coding region: 501-5264 (1587 amino acids)
Cellular component (GO): plasma membrane
Molecular function (GO): protein binding
Source: RefSeq, a predicted model, not a curated record